UUGAAACUUUGACUUUGAUUCGUGACGUUUUCGACGUGUGCAUAUUUCAAAAAAUGUUUAUUUCUAAACAAAAUAGAUUUUUUAGAUUGUUAAGCUAAUUUAUCGAAUUUGAAACAUGAAAUUCGCCGAAAUAUCAAAGAUGAAAUCUCAAACGAGUAAAAAAGGUCAUCGAAAUGUUCGAUUACAGGAUUUAUUAAGAAAACAUUGGUUUAUACUCGGUAUUUUACUUUCUAUAAUAUUUGCGGCAAUAGCGCCUAAUAUAGGAACCAAAGGAGGUGUCUUAAAACCAGAAUAUACCGUGAAAUACGGGGCUGUAUCUGUGAUAUUUCUAAUAAGUGGCUUAUCGUUGAAAACUGAAGAUAUAUUCCAAACUUUGACACAAUAUAAAUUACAUUUAUUUAUACAAAUUUUCACUUUUAUUGUAAUUCCAGUUUUUACACAUUUCUGGUCCAGUAUUUUAUUAUUUUUAGGGGUAAAUUCAUGGAUUAUUAAAGGCAUGCUAACUGUUGCUUGUAUGCCUCCACCAGUUUCAAGUGCAGUUAUUUUAACAAGAGCAUCGCAUGGAAAUGAAACAACUGCUAUAUUUAAUUCGGUGUUAGGCAGUUUUCUUGGCAUUCUAAUAACACCACUUGCGUUAUUAAUAACAUUAGGUUCAACCACCGUCGUACCCUUAGUUAAUACAAUCAUCCAAUUGAUAAUAACAGUACUAGGACCCUUGGUAAUUGGACAAUUAAUACGAAAAUUUUCAAAAUUUCGUGGUCAUGGUAUUCCUUUAAAUAAUAUUGGACAAAUUUUAUUACUAUUUAUUAUUUACACCACAUUUUGUGAUACUUUUAUGACUCAUGAAAUGGGUUUGAGUGCCAUCGAUAUACUUGUCACGAUUGUUUUAGUUCUAGUACUACAAAUUUUAAUGAUGGCAAUGAGUUAUUCAAUUGCAAGUAAUUUUCCAAAAUUAUUUUCUCCUUCAGAAGUAGUAGCAAUUAUAUUUUGCUCAACUCAUAAAUCGUUAACUUUAGGUAUACCAAUUUUAAGAAUUAUGUUCCAUGGAUAUUCGCAUUUAAGUCAAAUUAGCCUUCCGCUAUUAGUUUAUCAUCCCGCUCAAAUCAUUUUAGGUGGUUUAAUGACUACGCAAUUGAAAGACUGGGUACGCGAUUGUAGGAAUAAGCGAUUACCAGUGUAAAAAUGUAUUUAGAAAUAUUGUAACUUG
Chrysoperla carnea is the source of this 1207-nucleotide messenger RNA. Its product is annotated as sodium/bile acid cotransporter 7-B-like. The transcript has 6 exons. Lineage: Eukaryota; Metazoa; Arthropoda; Insecta; Neuroptera; Chrysopidae. The record is from RefSeq and is a predicted model, not a curated record. Gene Ontology annotation, cellular component: plasma membrane. Bases 116 to 1180 code for a protein of 354 amino acids.